AUGGCUGCAGAAAAUGCUCCGCGUCAGCACCCUCAAUCUGUCCGACUGACUGUGCAUUUUACUCUACAUAAGAAAUCUGGCAAAAUCCUGGGGAAAGGUGUCUAUAGCACGAAUCCCGAGGAAAUGAUCAGUCAGGCCCGCGGCAUCCUCGCCGGGGUCCUAUCCAAGGGAAGUGUUGAGAACUUGAAUUUCGACAUUGAGGAAGUCGGAUUGAAAGGUGAUGGAGUCUACUUUUACAACAUUAAGGAGAACGGCUUACCCUCAUUGGAGUAUGACCUAGAUGAGGUUGUGUUUCUUGUGACAUCGCACUCUAUAAUCUCACAAUAG
Messenger RNA from Metarhizium brunneum ARSEF 3297, 327 nucleotides. RefSeq lists its product as uncharacterized. The record is from RefSeq and is a predicted model, not a curated record. NCBI's taxonomy places the organism in Eukaryota, Fungi, Ascomycota, Sordariomycetes, Hypocreales, Clavicipitaceae.